AGAAAUAUCACCCACAACAAUACAUGAUAGAUUCACCUUUUUAACAACUUCCGUUCAAAAAAGCCAUGUGGAUGGCGGGUUGAAAUGAAAAUUUAAACAUAGCUAUUAUAUCUAUUUCAAAAUGAAGAAAGUGUCUGCAUUUUCUGUUUUUCGUUCACGUAAGGAAAAAGGUGACACACCUAAAGUGAGUUAUGAAGAAGAGAAAGGAAAUAUAAGGAGAGCUUCUAGUACACCAAUUAUUAAAACUGAUGAUGGCAAGAGUGCUAAAGGAAAAAAACUUCUGAAAGUGUUGAAAGGUGGUAGCUUAAGGCAAAGUAUGAGAGGUACCCCAAAAUCUAGGCCAUCGAUCUUAAAGAUGGUGGAUGAUCAAGGUGUAGCAGGGGACUCAGAUUCUGUCACCUUGACCAGUGUCAAAUCUAACCCAGAUCUGUUGACUGUUACUUCAACAUCUGGUAUGGUCACUAGAAAAAGAUCUCCAAAGACUACAGUAGUUAGCAGUGCUACCAAUGACACACCAUCUUUGCCAAAAGUUUCAAUCAGUAAGCCAGCUAGAAUUGGCCUUCCUCCAAGAAGUCAAAAACCAACAAACCCUGGAUCACAAAAUUCUCUAAAUAUUAUUAAAACAUCUCCUAAAUCAAAAUCUUCACCAAAUCUUGGAGUAGCUGCAUUACAAAUUGCAAGGCCUUUGAGUACAGAGAAAUCUGGGAAAAGACAACGUGAAGAUGGAGACUCAGAGCCAAGUAAAAAAAAGAAAACUGGUAAAGAAGACAAGAGUAUGGAGGAUAUAGAACAAGUGAUGAGUUUUACUGACGAGAACAACACAGGAGUGUGGGACCAUAACCUGCCUUACAUGUUCAACAGUACGGAGGAAGCCAAGAAAAUAUUUGAGUGUCUUAUUCACCCCAUCAAACCGGAAAAGUUCUUCAAAGAGCUUUGGGAGAGGAAACCUUUGUUAGUUAGAAGACAUUUAGAGAAUUAUAAUGAUGGAUGGUUUAGUACUGCAGAAUUAGAUAAAAUUUUAAGACAGGAGAAUAUUCACUUUGGUGUGAAUUUAGAUGUGACCACAUUUACUGAUGGAAAACGUGAAACUCACAAUCCUGCAGGACGAGCCCAUGCUCCUGUUGUAUGGGAUUUUUAUCAGAAUGGUUGCUCAGUUAGAAUGUUAAACCCUCAAACAUAUUCCAGAAAUGUUUGGAAAUUGUUGUCAGUUUUACAAGAAUAUUUUGGGUGCUGUUGUGGAGCUAAUGUGUAUUUGACACCACCAGGAACACAAGGCUUUGCUCCACAUUAUGAUGAUAUAGAAGCAUUUAUUCUACAAUUAGAAGGCAAAAAAUACUGGCGAUUGUAUAGCCCUAGGUCUGAUGCAGAGACAUUGCCAAGAACAUCCAGUGGUAACUUUUCUGAGGAUGAUAUAGGAGAACCUAUAUUGGAUGUUGUACUAGAACCUGGUGAUCUGUUAUACUUUCCAAGGGGAGUCAUCCAUCAGGGUAAAGCUUUAGAAGAUACACAUUCAUUACAUAUUACUGUUUCCUGUUUCCAGAAAAAUACCUGGGGAGAUCUCUUAGAAAAGUUAAUGCCAAGAGCCUUACAGGUUGCAAUAGAAGAGGAUGUUGACUUUAGAAAGGGUCUUCCUAGAGAUUACAUGGAUGUCAUGGGAAUAGCAAAUUCUGACAUAGAUAAUCCCCAAAGAAAGGUAUUUUUACGUAAGAUUCAGCAGUUGAUGACAAAAUUGAUCAGUUACGCACCAGUGGACUCAGCUUGUGAUCAGUUAUCUAAACACUACAUACAUGAUAGCUUACCACCUGUACUGUCUGAAGCUGAAAAAUCUUGUAGUGUCCAUGGUGAUGGAGAACGAUGGGAGAAAAGUAAGAAAUGUGUUGUUGGUACAGCUGAGAUGGAACCUGAUACACAGAUUAAAAUUAUUCGUAAAGGAGUUCUUAGAUUAUUAACAGAAGAUGAUGAUGUCAGAAUUUAUCAUUCACUUGACAAUUCUCGUCUCUACCAUGGAGCUGAUCCUCAAUAUAUAGAAAUAUCUGCAGAAGCUGGACCUGCAGUAGAGUACCUCCUACACUCCUAUCCAGAGUAUGUUGCUGUUGACAGUCUUCCUUUAGGAACAUUGGAUGAAAAAAUUGCCAUAGCAUCAGUUUUAUAUGACCAUGGAUUACUACUGACAAGUGAACCUUUAGAUCCAAUUGACGAUGAGGAAAGCUCUGGGGAACCUGACAAUUGUUGAUUAUAAAACUUACAUCAUGACCUUAAUGGCCAUCUGAGUGGAAUCUCUCCAGGGCUUGAUCGUGGGAAAGGAAAUUAUACUAUCAGAAAACCCUCCCCACAGCUUGUCCUUACAAAAGGCAAUAAUACUACCAGUUGAUCCAGAUUUCAUGUAGCCAUGUAAUGCAACAAAAGAUUAACGUUUUCAAUGAAAUAUUGGUACUGUAAGUCCUGCAGUCUGGUUUCAGGAAGAAAUCAAAGCGUUAGAGAAGCGGCUUUUUAUUUUUUUGCUUUUUUGAGCUUUUUAAAUGGUAAUCAUGCUGAAGAGCUUUAUAUUUUUUGCCACGGAAUAGGUGAAAACUAACAAAUGUAGUGACAAUAUUGUUUUGUUUUAGUUAUCUUUGAAGAAUGAGAUUCCUUUUAUAUUUUGCAAUACAUGUAUAUAAGGAGUUAUUUUUUUUAUUAAAGUCAGUACAAUAAAGUUUAUUUAAAAAUUGAUAUAAAAAAAAAAUCAUUUUGUAUACACUUCUUGUCCUGAAUGUUACAAAAGAGAAAUCAGUAAACAAAGAGAAAAAGUAAUACAUUAAAAACAAAAUUAUCCGAACAUGCAUGCCAGGAUGUUUUAUUAAACCUUAUUUUUUAGUAGAAUGUGUAUAAACAGAUAUUGUUUAAAAUUUUAUUAAGAAUUUUAUUUAUUUAUUUGACUUCAAAACAAAGAGUAUAUUAUUUUAUGGAUUUGUAAUGAAAAAUUAUUUCAUUGAAGAAAAAUGAUAGAAUUGUAAUGUUGGACUUAUUCUGUAUGUAACAUGAUACAAAACUGGUUGUGAUUCAACAUUACUAUAAUUUGUUUCAUUUGAAUAUGAGAUUUUAUAAUUUAGAUUCUUAUUUUGAAGCAAGGGCCUUCAAACCAUCAAACUUUUAUUUCCAAAUAAAUCAUUUUUAAUACAAAUGUCAAACUUUUAGCUGAAUUGAUAGAAAUAACUUACUUAGAGCAUUAUAUUAAAGUUAGAUUUUAACAUUUCUGAAACACUUUACUCAAAUGUUUAUUUUAGAACUAGGAAGUCAUUUUCACUUUUUGACGCCUGUU
Molecule: messenger RNA, 3298 nt
Organism: Mytilus trossulus (common blue mussel)
Lineage: Eukaryota; Metazoa; Mollusca; Bivalvia; Mytilida; Mytilidae
Product: ribosomal oxygenase 1-like
Exons: 18
Coding region: 122-2233 (703 amino acids)
Source: RefSeq, a predicted model, not a curated record